Molecule: messenger RNA, 3052 nt
Organism: Phragmites australis (common reed)
Lineage: Eukaryota; Viridiplantae; Streptophyta; Magnoliopsida; Poales; Poaceae
Product: subtilisin-like protease SBT1.7
Exons: 1
Coding region: 369-2669 (766 amino acids)
Biological process (GO): proteolysis
Molecular function (GO): serine-type endopeptidase activity
Source: RefSeq, a predicted model, not a curated record
CACGUACUCUGAAAGCCUCACCAAAAUCCAGCCAGGGGGCUGCGGCAACAGCUCACUCGAUCCGCAAGCAACCCCCCAAAAGUCCCAAAUCCCUCUAUCCUAGUGCAUAUGCUGAUAUGGACAUCAUCUUUUACUCAAUUUGAUCUGCUUACCCCGGGCCCCAAGCAAUCGCUUAACCACACAAAAACUUCAACUCUUUCAAUUUGUCUCCUCCUAGCUAGUUUGCACUCACGGUCACACCCUUCCACUCCCCUCCCUCCCCUACUCACUAGCCAGUGAGUAGUGUCUGUAUAUAUACGUGUACACGUUCUUGUAGCGGCUGGCUAGCUAGCUUCAUCAUAAUAUAAGACGCCUUUACCUACACAGCGAUGCACAACAAGAUGCUGCGGGCGUUAGUGGUGGCGCUCGCGGUGGUUGCCGCCGUCGCGGCGGCGGCGGCAGAGCAGCGAGCGACGUACAUAGUCCACAUGGCUAAGUCGGCGAUGCCCGCAGAGUACGCCGACCACAGCGAGUGGUACGGCGCGUCGCUGCGCUCGGUUUCGGCGGGCGGCGCGGCAAAGAUGCUGUACGCGUACGACACGGUCCUGCACGGCUUCUCGGCGCGGCUCACCGCGCAGGAGGCCAGCGACAUGGCGUGCAUGGAGGGCGUCCUCGCUGUUAACCCGGAGACGAGGUACGAGCUGCACACCACGCGGACGCCUGAGUUCCUAGGCAUCGCCGGGGGCGGCCAGGGGCUGUUCCCGCAGUCCGGGACGGCGGGGGACGUCGUCGUUGGGGUGCUCGACACCGGCGUAUGGCCCGAGAGCAAGAGCUACGACGACACGGGCCUCGGUGAGGUGCCAUCCUGGUGGAAGGGGGAGUGCAUGGCCGGAACGGGGUUCAACUCCUCCGCCUGCAACCGGAAGCUCGUCGGCGCGCGCUUCUUUAACCGGGGAUAUGAGGCGGCGAUGGGACCCAUGGACACAGACAGGGAGUCGCGCUCACCGCGCGACGAUGAUGGCCACGGGACACACACGUCCUCCACGGCCGCUGGAGCCGCGGUGUCCGACGCGAGCCUGUUCGGAUUUGCGUCCGGCACGGCGCGGGGCAUGGCCCCCAAGGCGCGCGUGGCGGUGUACAAGGUGUGCUGGCUCGGAGGCUGCUUCAGCUCGGACAUCCUCGCAGGGAUGGACGCCGCCGUCGCCGACGGCUGUGGCGUGCUCUCGCUCUCGCUCGGUGGCGGUGCCGCCGACUACUCGCGCGAUAGCGUCGCGAUCGGUGCGUUCGCCGCGAUGCAGCAGAACGUCCUGGUCUCAUGCUCGGCAGGAAACUCCGGGCCCGGCAGCUCAACAUUAUCCAACGUGGCGCCGUGGAUCACCACCGUGGGCGCUGGCACCCUCGACCGCGACUUCCCGGCGUACGUCGUGCUCGGUAACGGCAAGAAUUACACGGGCGCCUCCCUUUACGCUGGGAAGGCCCUCCCCACCACCCCGCUCCCCAUCGUCUACGCGGCCAACGUCUCCAACUCCACCGCCGGCAACCUCUGCAUGCCAGGGACCCUCACGCCGGAGAAGGUGGCCGGCAAGAUCGUCGUCUGCGACCGCGGCGUCAGCGCGCGCGUCCAGAAGGGCUUUGUCGUGCGCGGCGCCGGAGGUGCUGGCAUGGUGCUCGCAAACACCGCCGCCAACGGCCAGGAGCUCGUCGCCGACGCACACCUUCUCCCCGCCGCCGGAGUGGGCGACAGAGAAGGCACCGCGAUAAAGUUCUACUUGGCCUCCGACCCGAACCCCACGGCGACGAUCGUGAUCGCCGGGACGCAAGUGGACGUGCACCCCUCGCCGGUGGUGGCCGCGUUCUCAUCUCGCGGGCCAAACAUGGUGACGCCGGAGAUCCUCAAGCCGGACAUCAUCGCACCUGGCGUCAACAUCCUGGCGGCGUGGACCGGCAAGGCCGGGCCAACGGGGCUUGCCGCCGACACCCGCCAGGUGGGCUUCAACAUCAUCUCGGGCACGUCGAUGUCGUGCCCGCACGUGAGCGGCCUCGCGGCGCUGCUCAGGAGCGCGCACCCGGAGUGGAGUCCCGCGGCCGUGCGCUCGGCCCUCAUGACCACCGCCUACGCCACGUACUCCGGCGGGUCGCCCCUCCUGGACGCGGCCACCGGCGCGACCGCCACGCCGUUCGACUACGGCGCCGGUCACGUCGACCCCGAGCGGGCGAUGGACCCGGGGCUCGUGUACGACCUCGGCACCCGCGACUACGUCGACUUUCUGUGCGCGCUCAAGUACACCAGCAAUAUGAUCGCCGCCGUGGCGCGGAGCAAGGACUACGCGUGCGCUGAGAACAAGACCUACUCCGUGGGUAACCUCAACUACCCGUCCUUCUCGGUGGCCUACUCCACAGCGAACGGUGACGGCAGCGACUCCACGGCGACCACCGUGACGCACACGCGCACGUUCACCAACGUGGGCGGGCGGGGCACGUACAAGGUGUCCACGUCGGUCGCCGCGGAAGGCGUGACCGUGGCCGUCAAGCCCACCGAGCUGGCGUUCACGUCGGUCGGCGAGAAGAAGAGCUACACGGUGAGCUUCACGUCCAAGUCGCAGCCGUCCGGCACCACCAUCUUCGGCCGGCUCGUUUGGUCGGACGGCAAGCACAACGUGGCCAGCCCGAUAGCCUUGACGUGGACAUGAUGGGUGCGGUUUUGGCGCCUAACUGGUGUAACCGUACGUCCAAGUGAUGGCCACGUAGGCGUGGUCAAAGGGUCGGAGUGUAAAAAUGGAAGAGUUGGAGGGGCUGGAAAGGUGAAGACUAGUGGUUUCGUAAGUGUCAAUAAGGUCGAUCUUACUAGUGUCUGGAUCGUGAUUUUGGGGGUGGGGUAUGAAAUGAUGAUGAUGAUGGAAAGGGAUUGUGGUCUCAUGGGUGGGAUGGAAUUAUUGGAGUCUUGGACCAGAUCGCGACGCUAUCAGCAAUCCAGUGGUGGUGGUUUCGCUGUAACUGAUUGCAAGUUGUGGGGGCUAUCAGCAAUGUUCCCAACAAAUGUUUCACAUUAAGUUAUUCCUUUUCUGCCCUGGCA